Messenger RNA from Closterium sp. NIES-67, 1300 nucleotides. The record is from the annotation of a GenBank genome assembly. Lineage: Eukaryota; Viridiplantae; Streptophyta; Zygnematophyceae; Desmidiales; Closteriaceae.
AUGCUGGGGCGUAGUUUUUAGAGCAGUUCUCAGUAGUUAGUGGUUAGGCCCUCAGCGCUGCCGAUAACGUUUCUUGUAGAAAAGCGGAACGUCGCUCCUUUUUUUUUUCUUUUUCUUUUUUUUUGUGGUUCAUGAAAAACAGGGCUUUGUUGGCUCAGCCACCGCAGGCUACUAGUUGCUCCGAUCGCUGAUGUCGUUGAAGCCGCGCGCGUAGGAUAGCGGUUCAAGCAUAUAGAACUACUAUCACGGUUGAAUGCUUUUCGUAACACAGGGGGCCCUAAGGCGACGGGGUGGUUGUGCUCUCCAACCUCAGCAGGUGUUGCUGCUCACGUCCCUCCCUUACCUGUCAGCGGAAGUCCUUGGGGUUUCAGCAAUUGACCUCUUAGCUUGCUCAAAACGAGGAGCGGUAAAAUUGAAUCGACGUCGCGGUGCAAUCAUGAUGCGGGAAGACGACGAUGAGCUCGAGGUGUCCUUCCCCCCAGAACGUCCCUCCAAUGACCGCUCGGCCUCACCACCUCGCUGGGUCUCAGAGUGCGAAAUUGAGGAGCCGGAAAUCUCUAGGGGAUUCCAACACCUAGAGGUCGAUUCGCCCAGGAGCCGUCCUGCCUUGUCACUCUCCACCCUAGUCGUCCCCAAUCGGCAUAUGCAGUUGACUCAGGUCAUGUCCACUCUUGAGCUCCCAGCGUUCAUACAAGGCGCUCUGAGCCUGGUCAGAGUCUCAGAGCAUUUCACUGGCUGGAUCUUUUCAAUCACACGGAAUUGCCGGCAAGCUGCCAAUGUCCUCAUGGCAGUUUGGGGCACAGACCUGUUCUUCUCAAGGACACGUAUUGCUAUCUGAGCUCUCUCCAAGUCCAAGGUACCUGGCCUGGGUUUAACGUUGGUGCCUAAGCACCAUUCCCCUGCUUCCAAUCAGCGAGGCGUUAUGUUUAAAAGCUCUGGAGUGUCCACACGGCAAACGUGAAGAGAAAAGCAGGUUCUUCAACAGAAUGCUUUGAGAGUGCAGACGGCUGGUGAAACAUGUGGGUUUGGUGGUGAUGCUGCUGGUCAUGCUGUGCACAUGGCCCUGCGAUGUACAUAAAUGGAGCAAGAACCUUGUUUUUGUUCGUCUAUCUUGUCACUGCUUUUCUCAUCUGCCUUCCCUCUGGUUCAGAAUCCCCUGUGACCACUUUCACUUAGCCGAUUUUGGUUGACUUCAGAAAUCGUGGGAGGGUUUUGGUAGCUUCUAGAAGAAGAUUUACGGUAUGGCUUUUCUGUUGUCCUCCAGUACCAAAGCAUUAGUGUACCCUACUUGAAAGUUUUC